Messenger RNA from Trichomonas vaginalis G3, 939 nucleotides. RefSeq names its product regulation of centriole replication. Gene Ontology annotation, biological process: protein phosphorylation. Bases 1 to 939 code for a protein of 312 amino acids. Gene Ontology annotation, molecular function: protein kinase activity; ATP binding. The record is from RefSeq and is a predicted model, not a curated record. The transcript has a single exon. NCBI's taxonomy places the organism in Eukaryota, Parabasalia, Trichomonadida, Trichomonadidae.
AUGAAUUAUCGCGAGCUAGAAUUCUUCGGAAAAAAUGGUUUAAGAUAUGAGAAAGUUAUCGCUCGUGGGGCAAACGGAUUGAUUUAUCUUGUUUAUUCAGAGAGUCAACAAAGGAAAUUUGCAAUGAAAAAAUAUCCUCAAUUUAUCUUUAAAGAUAAAGACUUAGAGAAUAUAAUUGCUAUUAACAAUCCCCACUUGCUCAAAUUUACACAGUAUUUCAAGUUUAAUGACCAAGUUUAUUUACUUAUGGAAUACUGCCCAACUAAUCUUGAAAAGUUGAUCACAGAACCUCAGAUGGUUUCCAAAGAAAUCCUUAGGAACUACAUAUACGACGUGGUUACAUGUGUUAAAACCUGCCAUGAUAAUAAUAUUUCAAUCAGUGAUUUCACUUUGAGUAAUUUUUUAAUAGAUGAAAAUGGAAAAAUCAAGAUCAACUUCCUUAGCUUAAAACACAUCGUUCAGGAACAAGAGGAGAAUGCACCAGCAAGAUUCAAAACUAUGAAUUAUUUCCUUCCACCUGAAGUAAUCGAGCAAUCCGAAUACGAUGAAAUGUGCUCUGAUAUAUGGUCACUCGGAUGCAUCCUAUAUUUCAUGGCAUCUAAAAGCUUGCCAUUUAAUUCAAAAGAUAUGAAGUCACUUAAAGAUCAGAUUAAAAAGUGCGAAUACAACAACGAAAAGGUUGAAGAUUUAAAUCUUAGGGAGGUCAUAUCACGUUGCCUUAAGAUCGAUCCAAAUUCAAGAACAACAGUAGGUAACCUUCUCAAGAUGAAAUACUUUGGUAAACUUGAUACUGCAAAGAACAAUCAGAAGGCAGUUCUCAAGUCAGAAUGGAGAAAAUCUGUUUAUUUGGUUAGAAGAAAUAUGACAUUCAUUAAUUAUAAUAGGCAAGAACUAGACAUUCCAAAUACUCCAUCAAGACCAAGUGAAGGUAUCUUCUAA